CUCCUCCUUCCCAGCCAGGGCUUCCAAAGGCCGAGGGGGAGCUUCCCACUACCGGCCAGCCUUGAACCAGCCUCCUUGGCCGGGGAGAGGCGCCACUUGGACUCUAGCUCCCCUUUUCCCCUCAGUCAGAACUUAGUGGCGCCGGCCUUGGCGCCCAAAGCCGGCUUUUACGCGCCGGGAGCGCUCUCCUCCUCCUCCGGAGGGCUAAAAAGGGGCUCCCUGGUGGCCCCUCCAUGGAGACCCCCGGAGCCCCAGAGACUCCCGGAGGAGGAGCAGGAGCAGGAGCUGGGGAGGCCGAGCAGCUGACCGUCCCGGACUGCUCCUCCGAGGCUCCCGGGCCCCUUGGGGAGCUUCCCCCUCCUCCUCGCCCGGCUCGCUCCCUCCGCGCCGUCUAUGUCCUCAACGACCACAGCGGAGGAGGAGGAGGAGGGGGAGCAGGAGGAGCCCCCAGAGCCGGGCCCGGGAGCCCCGAGAGCGGGGCCCUGCUCUGCCUGGUGAGGGCCUGCGAGGCCGAGGGAGCCCAGCUCAGCACCCUCAACUUCGGGGAGCUGGACUUUGGAGAGACCGCCGUCCUGGACGCCUUCUACGACGCCGAUGUAGCUGUUGUGGAUAUGAGUGAUUUUUCCAGACAGCCAUCACUAUUUUAUCAUCUUGGAGUACGUGAAAGCUUUGAUAUGGCCAAUAAUGUUAUACUCUACCAUGACACUGAUGCUGAUACUGCUCAAUCAUUGAAGGAUAUGGUGGCUCAGAAAAACACAGCUGCACUUGCUGCCAACCACAAAGCUUUCCUACGACUACAGCUACCUCCAGAAUACCACAGUGGUGGUAUGAUGGGCAAAGCUUCAAGUGGCAAUUAUUACUUCAUUCCGUACAUUGUAACACCCUGUGCUGAUUAUUUUUGCUGUGAAAGUGAUGCCCAGCGGAGAGCCUCUGAGUAUAUGCAGCCUAACUGGGACACUAUCCUGGGGCCUCUCUGUGUUCCUCUGAUGGACAGGUUUAUCAGCCUUCUCAAGGACAUACAUGUCACAUCAUGUACAUAUUAUAAAGAAACUCUGUUAAAUGACAUCAGAAAAGCAAGAGAGAAAUACCAAGGAGAAGAAUUGGCCAAAGAACUGACUAGGAUUAAACUUCGUAUGGAUAAUACUGAAGUCUUGACUUCUGAUAUUGUAAUCAACUUACUUCUGUCAUAUCGAGAUAUUCAGGACUAUGAUGCUAUGGUAAAGCUGGUUGAGACACUGGAAAUGCUCCCUACCUGUGAUCUGGCAGAUCAGCAUAAUAUCAAAUUUCACUAUGCAUUUGCACUGAAUCGAAGGAACAAUACGGGUGACCGGGGGAAGGCACUACAAGUGAUGCUACAGGUUCUGCAGACAUGCGAUCAUCCCGCACCAGAUAUGUUCUGCCUCUGUGGGAGAAUCUACAAGGAUAUAUUCCUUGAUUCAGAUUGUAAAGACAACAGUAGCCGAGACAGAGCCAUUGAAUGGUAUCGUAAAGGGUUUGAGCUCCAGUCAACUCUAUAUUCUGGAAUCAACCUUGCCGUCUUGCUCAUUGUUGCAGGGCAGCAGUUUGAAACUUCCAUGGAACUGAGAAAAAUAGGUGUGCGAUUGAACAGUUUGCUGGGAAGAAAAGGGAGUUUGGAAAAAAUGAGCAAUUACUGGGAUGUUGGGCAGUUCUUCAGUGUGAGCAUGUUGGCCAGUGACAUUGGCAAAGCUGUGCAAGCAGCAGAGAAACUGUUUAAGCUGAAACCACCCAUUUGGUAUUUGAAGUCCUUAGUGCAGAACCUGAUGUUAAUUCAACGUUUCAAGAAGCACACCAUAGAACACUCUCCUAGACAGGAGAGACUGAACUUCUGGUUAGAUAUCAUUUUUGAGGCAACCAAAGAAACAACUAAUGGCUUGAGAUUCCCAGUUUUAGUAAUAGAACCAACUAAGGUCUAUCAGCCUUCAUAUGUUUCAAUCAACAGUGAAGCAGAAGAGAGAACUGUUUCCCUUUGGCAUGUGUCUCCUACUGAAGUGAAACAGAUUCAUGAGUGGAAUUUCACAGCCUCCUCUAUUAGAGGAAUAAGCAUAUCUAAAUUUGAUGAACGAUGUUGUUUUCUGUAUGUCCAUGACAACUCUGAUGAUUUUCAAAUCUACUUUUCCACAGAAAACCAGUGUAGUAGAUUCUGUGCUUUGGUUAAAGAGAUUUUAACGGAUGCUGUGGGAAAUACUCUGGAACUUGAAGGAGAGAUUGAUUGUGACACAUUGGAAUAUGAAUAUGAUUAUGAUGAAAAUGGAGACAGAGUGCUGUUAGGCAAAGGAACCUAUGGAAUAGUUUAUGCUGGAAGAGAUCUUAGCAAUCAGGUCCGAAUAGCCAUCAAAGAAAUACCUGAGAGAGACAGCAGGUAUUCUCAGCCACUGCAUGAAGAAAUUGCUCUGCACAAAUAUCUAAAGCAUCGAAACAUUGUUCAGUACCUUGGUUCUGUUUCAGAAGAUGGAUACAUUAAAAUCUUCAUGGAACAGGUCCCAGGAGGAAGUCUUUCUGCACUCCUAAGAUCAAAGUGGGGCCCAAUGAAAGAACCCACAAUUAAGUUUUACACCAAGCAGAUCCUGGAGGGCCUGAAAUAUCUCCAUGAGAACCAGAUUGUACAUAGAGACAUAAAGGGAGACAAUGUUUUAGUGAACACAUACAGUGGAGUAGUGAAAAUCUCUGAUUUUGGGACUUCCAAACGCCUUGCAGGAGUCAAUCCAUGUACAGAGACAUUUACAGGUACUUUGCAGUAUAUGGCUCCAGAGAUUAUUGAUAAAGGGCCUCGAGGCUAUGGUGCACCAGCUGAUAUUUGGUCAUUGGGUUGCACAAUCAUUGAAAUGGCAACAGGGAAGCCUCCAUUUCAUGAAUUGGGGGAACCACAAGCAGCUAUGUUCAAAGUAGGAAUGUUCAAAAUUCACCCCGAAAUUCCUGAAUCAUUAUCAGCUGAAGCAAAAGCUUUAAUUUUGCUCUGCUUUGAACCUGAUCCAAAUAAGCGGGUCAUAGCAUCAGAUUUACUUAAAGACCCAUUCUUGAAACAGGUGAACAAAGGCAAGAAAAACAAAAUUGCAUUCAAGCCCUCAGACAGUGAAAGUCGUGCAUUCUCUACAAAAUCCAAGGAAGAGCAGAAUCAAGUUGCUUCCAAUUUACAGGAUUGUGUAGCCCAGAGUUCUGAAGAACUGCAUCUUUCAGUUGCUCACAUCAAGCAGAUAAUUGGGAUUCUGAGAGAUUUCAUACGCUCUCCUGAACACAGAGUUAUGGCAUCAACAAUAUCCAAACUGAAAAUUGAUCUAGACUUUGACAGUACUUCUAUCAACCAGAUUCAUCUAGUGUUGUUUGGAUUUCAAGAUGCUGUGAACAAAGUACUAAGGAACCAUUUGAUCAGGCCUCAUUGGAUGUUUGCUAUGGAUAAUAUAAUACGACGUGCAGUUCAAGCUGCUGUCACUAUUCUUAUUCCAGAACUUCGAGCUCACUUUGAACCAGCAUCAGAAACUGAAGGAGUUGAUAAAGAUGCAGAUGAAGUAGAGGACAAUUACCAACAAGCAGAGCAAAAAAGAAAUGACGAACCAGUUGUAGCAUCUGGAGCAUGCAUACUCCCUUCUUCUGCACCUCUUGAUACUCAACAGCAGCUCAGCUUGCAAUUAAGCAAGCUUAAGCAGGAAACUAACAGACUACUGGAAAAUCUGGUAAAAAAGGAGACAGAAUAUCAGGUGCUCUUACAGCAAACACUGGAGCAAAAAAAUCAGCAUUUGCAUCUCCUUCAGCUACAGUUGAAAACCACUGAAAUUAAGCCAGCCUCCUCUCCUCUUGACUAUAAUGUAGAUGAAGAACUUAUUGAGUGGUUGAAAGAACAAAGAGCUAAUUCAGAAGCAAUUGACAGGUUUGUUCAAGAGGAUUAUACACUCAGUGAUGUUCUAAACCAUAUUACAAAGGAUGAUUUAAGACUGCUAAGACUUCGUGGUGGUCUUGUCUGCCGAAUCUGGAAUGCAGUAUUAAAACACAGAAAAUUGAAUAAUAAACUCUAGGAAAUGGAAGGUUAG
Messenger RNA from Sceloporus undulatus (fence lizard), 4043 nucleotides. RefSeq names its product mitogen-activated protein kinase kinase kinase 15 (gene MAP3K15). The record is from RefSeq and is a predicted model, not a curated record. Gene Ontology annotation, biological process: protein phosphorylation; cellular response to stress; MAPK cascade. Lineage: Eukaryota; Metazoa; Chordata; Lepidosauria; Squamata; Phrynosomatidae. The transcript is spliced from 29 exons. Gene Ontology annotation, molecular function: ATP binding; MAP kinase kinase kinase activity.